AUGGGGCAACGUAAUCAACGAUAUCGAAAGCAACCAAUAUAUGGCAAUGGGUAUGGUGGAGCUUACGGCUAUGAAUAUGCACCACCAGUAAACAAUCAUCACCAUGGUCACUCGUCUGGUGGUCACUCCGGAGGCCAUCACGGUGGAGGACACCAUGGUGGAGGUCACCACGAUGGAGGAGGUCACCACGACGGAGGAGGUGCAAGCUGCGGUGGCGGUGCAAGCUGUGGUGGUGGUGGUGGGGGUACCUAA
This is a messenger RNA of Didymodactylos carnosus, 252 nucleotides long. The record is from the annotation of a GenBank genome assembly. Lineage: Eukaryota; Metazoa; Rotifera; Eurotatoria; Philodinida; Philodinidae.